AGUGAGAGGAAGCGCUCCGUGUGCUUAGGGCGACUUUACGUGUUGGAAAUACCCAAUAACCCAACUGUGCGUAUUUAUUCUCGCUUUUUCCCUGACACCUUCAGACGGACUCGUGGCUGGACGCGGGCUCGUUGAUGGUCACAUUCUCAGCUCUUUUUGCGCUUAUACUCUGUAUAUGGACUUUGAAGGAAGAGGACAGCGGACAAGGACAAAAUGCCACUAUUCCGGAUUCUGUGUGUCAGCGCUGUUACGCACGCGUAAAAAGCGUUGACCGCUAUCUACCAUUAUACUUUGGAUUAACCUUACUGGAUUUUCACGCUUUUUCUUCUUCACGCCGUGUUCUCUGUGAACAGUUUCCUUUUCUGAACAGCGGUGAGUCACUGCAGGCUCAAGGCAAGCCGCUGCAUCCUAAUCAGACAGCGGAGAGGACUUCAGCUCAUUGACAUUACAGUCAUACUUUUCUGGAGCACUUUUUUCCCUUUUCGCUGCGCUGCACUGUAGCCUGUGUGUGCUGUGGGAGGCGUGUGGCUUCCCCCGUUCACCUGCGGAGAGGGAUACGGGUGGUACCUCUACAGAAAGUGGUUACAGGAGAUGAAACUCUCCUUGAAUCCACACUGGAGCUGACUGACUGUUCACACACCGUUUUUCCGCGCCUGCAUUCCCUCUUUUGAUUUGGUGGUGUAAGUGAACGUUGACAAUGACUAUUCUGUUUGGAGCCUGGAUCGCGAUUAUUGCUCAGAUGAGUCGAAGCACCCAGUUGAAUAUAAAGUAGGUCUUCAGCACCACAGAUUGCUGGAGGAGAGAGGCGCAGCAACGACAAUCCACAAAUGCCAAGUCCUCGGAUAAUGAACAGAACUAUUUAUAUGAGUUACCCAAAAUCAGAAGGAGACAUCAACAGGUCAAAACACGAAUAAACACGAACGGACUGCUAGAGCUUUUACAACGUGGGGAUGUAUCUUUCUAUUUUCUUUUUCCUUCUCCUGUGGGCUCAAGCCCUGACUUUAAAAAACUUGAAUUACUCGGUCCCUGAAGAGCAGGGACCAGGAACAGUGAUUGGGAACAUAGCCAAAGAUGCCAGGCUGGGACUGGAGCAGACGGGUCAGGGAGGACAGGGGAAGAAAGCCAACUUUAGGGUGCUGGAGAACUCUGCACCUCAUCUCAUCGACGUGGACCCUCAGAGUGGACUGCUCUACACAAAGCAACGCAUCGACAGAGAGACAUUGUGCAAGAGGAAUCCCAAGUGCCAGCUGUCCAUGGAGGUGUUUGCAAAUGACAAAGAGAUAUGUAUGAUCAAAAUAGAUAUUCAGGACAUCAACGACAACUCCCCAACUUUUCCCUCGGAUCAGAUUGAUAUUGAUAUUUCUGAAAACGCUGUGCCAGGGACGCGUUUUCCACUCACAAGCGCGCACGACCCAGAUGCAGGGGAGAACGGACUGAAAACCUAUCAGAUAACACGUGAUGACUACAAUCUCUUCUCCCUGGAAGUGAAAUCCCGCGGGGACGGCACUAAAUUUCCUGAAUUAGUGAUUCAAAGGCCACUAGACCGAGAGGAGCGGAGCCACCAUACUCUUAUUUUGUCUGCUACCGAUGGCGGGGAGUAUCCCAGAUCAGGUACCAUGCAAAUAAAUGUAAAAGUUAUCGACUCCAAUGACAACAGCCCUGUGUUUGACCAGCCCUCUUAUGUGGUAGAAAUCCCUGAAAAUUCACCUCCAGGCAAAGUGUUGAUUGAUUUAAAUGCCACUGACCCUGACGAGGGCAACAAUGGACAAGUGGUGUAUUCUUUUAGCGGCUAUGCCCCAGAGAGGAUCCGGGAGCUGUUCUCCAUAGACUCCAGGACCGGAGUCAUAAAGAUACAGGGUGAAAUUGACUAUGAAGAGAGUCCAGUUAUUGAGAUUGACGUCCAGGCAAAAGACCUAGGUCCCAAUCCAAUCCCAGGUCAUUGUAAAGUCACAGUAAAAGUGCUCGACAGGAAUGAUAACUGGCCAUCUAUAGGCUUUGUGUCUGUGCGGCAAGGGGCGAUCAGUGAAGCGGCUCCUCCGGGCACCGUCAUUGCACUGGUGAGAGUCACUGACAAAGACUCAGGGAGGAAUGGCCAACUCCAGUGCAGAGUGCUUGGCAAUGUCCCCUUUAAACUCGAAGAAAACUAUGAUAACUUCUACACUGUGGUGACUGACAGACCUUUGGAUAGAGAGAUGCAGGAUGAAUAUAAUGUCACGAUUGUUGCUAAGGACAAUGGGCUUCCUCCUUUGAAUUCAACAAAGUCUUUUACAGUAAAGAUCUUAGAUGAAAAUGACAAUGUUCCUCGCUUCACAAAGUCUGUUUACCUUCUUCAAAUACCUGAAAACAACAUACCCGGGGAGUACCUUGGUUCUGUUCUGGCCCAUGACCCGGAUUUAGGGCAAAAUGGUACAGUUUACUACAGCAUAAUAAACUCAAAUGUGAGUGGUGGAGAUGUUAACACUUAUGUUAAUGUGAAUGCUGCUAAUGGAGCUAUAUAUGCAGUGAGGUCCUUCAAUUAUGAGCAAAUUAAGUAUUUUGAUUUUAAGGUUUUGGCUAAAGAUGCAGGGUCUCCUCAUCUUGAGAGCAAUGCAACUGUCCGCAUCAGUGUUUUGGAUGUGAAUGACAACAUACCUGUUAUAGUUCUGCCUCUGCUUUUGAAUGACACAGCCGAAAUCCACGUCCCUCGUAACGUUGGCGUCGGCUACAUCGUCACUACAGUCAGAGCGGUGGAUAAUGACUACGGGGAGAGUGGGAGACUCACAUAUGAGAUUUCGGAUGGUAAUGAGGAAAAUCUUUUUGAGAUCGACCCAGUGACGGGGGAGGUGCGGACGGCCCACCCGUUCUGGGAGGACGUGAGCCCAAAUGUGGAGCUUAUCAUCCGCGUGUCUGACCACGGCAGGCCUACGCUUACGGCUGCGGCUCGGCUAAUCAUCAAAGCCUCCAAUGGACCCCUCUCUGGUGGGGCCCCUCACGUUACAGACAGACAGAACUGGGACAUGUCUUUGCCUUUAAUUGUGACUCUAAGCAUUAUAUCUAUAAUGCUUUUAGCCGCCAUGGUGACUAUAGCAAUCAAAUGUAAGCGAGAAAACAAGGAAAUUCGAACUUAUAACUGUCGAAUAGCAGAGUACUCACACCCACAGCUGGGCAAGGGCAAGAAAAAGAAGAUAAACAAGAACGACAUCAUGCUGGUGCAGAGCGAGGUGGAGGAACGUGAUGCCAUGAAUGUGAUGAAUGUGGUAAGCAGUCCUUCCUUGGCCACCUCUCCCAUGUACUUUGACUACCAGACACGCCUGCCACUCAGCUCACCAAGGUCAGAGGUCAUGUACCUCAAACCCACUGCCAAUAACCUCAGCGUGCCCCAAGGCCACGUGGGAUGCCACACCAGCUUCACAAGCCCAGUCACCAGCACUACAGACACACCUACUAACCGCAUGUCUAUCAUUCAGACGGACAAUUUCCCCUCUGAGCCUAAUUAUAUGGGCAGCAGACAACAGUUUGUACAAAGUAGUUCGACAUUUAAAGACCCGGAACGCGCCAGCCUCAGAGACAGUGGCCAUGGCGACAGUGACCAGGCGGACAGCGACCAGGACACCAACAAAGGGUCCUGCUGCGAUAUGUCAGCCAAAGAGGCGCUCAAGCUCAAGUCCACGGGCGUCAAACCCCCACCCCAGGAGCAAGAUGAAGACUGUGUGAACUGCACAGAGGAGUGUCGUGUCCUGGGACACUCGGACCGCUGCUGGAUGCCCAAGUUCCCAGCCGGAGGAAACCAAGCUGAGGGUGUAGACUACAGGAACAACAUGUUUGUGCCGGCAGGGAUGGAGACUGUGCCCGAAGCUGAGAACUACGAGUCUGUCAACCCCAAUGGCAAAAAGACUUUCUGCACUUUUGGUAAAGAGAGGAGGGACCAUACCAUCCUGGUGGCCAAUGUAAAGCCGUAUCUGAAGGCCAAACGCGCUCUGAGCCCCCUGCUCCAGGAGGUACCUUCUGCCUCCAGUAGUCCCACCAAAGGCUGCUCCAACAUGGCCUCCUGUGCUGCUGUGAAGAGCCCUGCAGACGGAGCUGAGGGCAAACCUCCGCCUGUCACCUGCUCGGGACACUAUGGCCCUCCAGAUGGACAGUUCUUAUCCCCCACCAAACAGAGAGAGGGGGUCUACCCACCCCUGCCCGCUGACCCUGUGGCCAAGGUGCUGGCAGAGGCGCGCUCGAGGAUCAGCCAGGAGGCGUCUGGGGAGAUGGAGACAGUGCUGGAGCAGGGAGAGCCCGAUGGUCGUGAGGGAAUGGACGCUGAUCAGGUGGUCCGGGACAUCGACAAACUCUUACAGGACUGCAGAGGGAGUGAAUCCACAGGCACACUCAGGAAGUGACCUCUGGACUAUGUAACACUGAGACAGAUGGAAUAGUCCUAUUCCACAAACUGUGAAGCCAAAACUGUCACCAAAACAAAUCACACACACGCUCCCAUUACAGGAGCCCUUUUUACUGUAUUUGUUGUUAAAACUACUGACACUGAAGGAACAAUGGAACAUUUAUAAAGUCAGUCACUAAGCACCACUUUCGGUGCUCCUAUCUGACCAAGGAUAUGGGACAGUGUAACAAACGUGUGAUUUCCUGCUGAAUUUAUAGACCUUUUUGUUCUUUAACUAAUGGCAGAGGCUUAUGCCUCUGGCACCUCUAUUAUCUAAGUGCCCACCAGCUCAUAAGUGUGUUGUCCAUGGUCUCUCGUGAAAUCCUACAGAAGCGUGUGUAGGUGGAGUUCUGUUAUGUGUAAUGGCCAUAGACAGCGAAAAGGACUUUUAUGGUCUGACAUGACAAUCGAUGUGAAAACAGAGAAAAUACAAAUGUUUGGACAGUGAAGGACAAAGGUACAAAGUUUUUGUUCAGACUUGUGGAUGUUGUGAUGGCUCUGUGGACAGAGGGUAAUCAGACUGGUCUAACUGGUGGUACUGGACCUAGGAGACAGAGGGAGACUUGUAAGAUUUCAUAUCUCAGCAUCAUUCGUAGCCACAUGUGUAAGCUGUGUCUGUCCACCGCCUCUAUUUAAACAUUCAUGUAGUGACACUGCACACGGACUGACCACACUAACACUCAUCUGUGUACGUCUGCGUCCAGCUUCCACUGUGUACAGUGAGCCCAUGCCACAUGCUGUAUAAAAGGGACAUAUUCCUCAACUGUGAAAAGAUGCUAUCUAUACAACGAUAUAGAUGACUAUAUGUAUGAAUCCAUGUAUAGUGUCCAAAUAUUAACACAAUAUUUAUACGUUUUCUAAGAAAAAGAAGUGAGGAAUCUCAGCAAAAAAGUGUCCUCAAGAAAAUUGUGGGAGCGGUGUACUAACUUGUUGAACUGCAAAGGGCACUGCCAUUGUUUCAAGUACAAUUAUCCAAAAACAUGCAGAAAAUGUCCCUUCACAUUAUCACUAUACAUAAAUAUCAUUAUCUGUGUAAAUGUAUCCAAUUUAGAUGUGUUUACAUAAAAUUGACAUAUUUUUAUUGAUUUUACUGGAAUUUCUGUGCAUUUGAGCCAAAUUGUUAUGUGUACAAAAGCUAUAUUGUGUAUUUUAUUAAAUUAAUAUAUAGUUGUGUUGCAAUAUACAUGGGCUUAUAUUGUAUUUGGCAAAAGUUGCCUUAGUAGCUGUCGAACUCUGUGAGUUUGCUUUAGUUUGGGUUUUCAUUGGUGUUUCCUUCUACUCUGCAGUGCUUUUGAGAUGUCGCCUCUUUUUACCCAGAGGUCCGGCUGGAUCCAAUACAACUGUUAAAGCAAAGUGAGCCAGCUGAUCUGAACUACAAUUCAAAUCCAAGAGAAAAAGCAACAACCACAAGACAACCGUUUGAAAAUUUGUACUGAGCAGAUUUUUACAGGGCAGCUAUUUUCUUUAACAAUAACUAGUAUGCGUCAUUUGUGUUCAUUACGUUUUUAUUUUCAACCUUCUUUCCAAAAAAGAAACCUGCCAUAUGGAAAGUGGAGUGGUUUCCUUGGUGAUCAUCUAACUGCCUUACUGUCUCUGCGGAGAGCUUGUUGUCGUUUGUGUGGAGUGACUGCUUCUGAAGCCCUGGUCCACCCGAAUGUGCUUUUUCUAAUACGGACCAAAUAGGAUCUGUCUCCAGCAGUCUGUGUCCUUUCUGUAUGUACUCCUUGAAAAAUCUCAUUCUUUGCAGUGAAAAAUGAACCUGGAAUCAUUUCUUUUGGAUUUGAUGUUUAGCUGUUUAGGAACAUGGUUUAUUAUAGAAGUGUCUUCGCAGUCAGGCUUUCUAAAGUAAAUUAUAUACAUUUAUUUUUAAAAUGUUGGCACGUUUCGGCCACUACCUGCUUUUUCUAAUACUAUAAGGUCAAUUACGCAGAACAGUAGGUAAUUAGAGUAGACAUGUUUGAAAAUGUGACCACAAUCUACAUCCAUUAGAGGGAACAGUGACCUUGGAUGCUCUGUAAAGUCCAAUUUUUCCUAUUUAUCUCAUUUAUACCUUCCAUCUUGUAAUUUCCCUCUUUGCUUUAUCGCUUCCCUAGAGCAGAGCAACACUUUGAGCCAUUUGGUUUUGCAAUUUCGUGUAUAUUUUUAUUAUUUAUUUCAACCGUGCUGACAGGAUUUCACAGCGGAGAAUCUUUAAGCUAUUUCCGUUGCUGCUACCUCUCUGCAAAUCUAUAGAUAAAUCACUUGGAGAGUCGCACCACGUAAAUGGAGCAUACAGCUAAAAUGUGCUGUUCAAAGUUAGCACUGGAACUGUGAUCCCAACAAAACGCACACACGGCUCUACACAGACAGACUUAAGCAUCUCACUGCCUCCCAUACAAAUGCACUGCUCCUUAAAGGGAAUGGCUUCAAGUUGGGGCAA
Messenger RNA from Periophthalmus magnuspinnatus, 6824 nucleotides. RefSeq names its product protocadherin 17 (gene pcdh17). Gene Ontology annotation, biological process: homophilic cell-cell adhesion. The transcript is spliced from 5 exons. The record is from RefSeq and is a predicted model, not a curated record. Gene Ontology annotation, cellular component: plasma membrane. Bases 951 to 4364 code for a protein of 1137 amino acids. Gene Ontology annotation, molecular function: calcium ion binding. NCBI's taxonomy places the organism in Eukaryota, Metazoa, Chordata, Actinopteri, Gobiiformes, Gobiidae.